Molecule: messenger RNA, 165 nt
Organism: Theileria orientalis strain Shintoku
Lineage: Eukaryota; Apicomplexa; Aconoidasida; Piroplasmida; Theileriidae
Exons: 1
Coding region: 1-165 (54 amino acids)
Source: RefSeq, a predicted model, not a curated record
AUGUUGAACAGAUCAUGUAACGGAGUCCGGUUUAAAGUAGAAGAUGUUUAUCAAAAUAGGGUUACUGGAAUUUACAUCAAUUUGCCUAUGAUUAAUCUUCAACUACCUUUCAUUGGACCGUCAAAUGCUUUUAAACUUGAAAUAACACGACUUCAGUCUCAAUAA